CUCGGUGCGGUUCAGUGGAACGGUGUGGUGUGCUGUGUGCUGGUCAGACUGGGACGGAACACUGUCGGAGCACAUAGUGGGAGCACGGAACAGUGAGCACGGAGGACGGGGCACUAGAGGAGCACCAUGAACUGGAAGGUGCUGCUCUGCCUGCUGCUGGCGGUCAUGCUCCUGGUAGACGCUACGCUGGCGGAGCCGAUGCGGGGCCGCGGUAAGCGCGGCCGCGGCCGGAAACGUCCCCAGAAGGUGCGCCGGCCGCACCGACACCGCCAGAGGCCUCACUCGCGGCCGCACGGCCGGCCUCUGGUCUACACUCAGCCCGGCAACGAGCCAGAGGUCAGCUACCUGCCGCCGUCACCCACCAAAGAGGCGCCCGAAACCAGCUACGGUCCGCCGGAAACGAGCUACGGUCCGCCGGAAACCAGCUACGGUCCUCCUGAGACGAGCUACAAAGAACCGGAAACGAGCUAUAAAGAACCUGAGACGAGCUAUAAAGAGCCAGAGAAAAAGCCUGAGACGAGUUAUAAGGAGCCGGAGACGAGCUAUAAAGAGCCCGAGUCCGAGUAUGGACCUCCCAAGAGCUUCACAAGCUACGUUGAACCCACAUCAAGCUACAAAGAGCCGGAGACUAGCUACAAAGAGCCAGAAACUAGCUACAAAGAGCCCGAAACUAGCUACAAAGAGCCAGAGACUAGCUACAAAGAGCCAGAGACUAGCUACAAAGAACCUAGUAAUAGCUACGAGCCACCUAAAACCAGCUACAAAGAACCUAGUAAUAGCUACGAGGCGCCUAAAACCAGCUACAAAGAACCUGAGACCAGCUAUAAAGAACCAGAAACAAGCUACAAAAGGCCUUCGACGAGCUACAAGAAACCAGAGACAAGCUACAAGAGACCCGAACCCAGUAAGAAGCCUGAGACUAGCUACAAAGAACCUGAGUCGAAUAAAAAAUCGAGCAGCGAUAGCUAUGGACCGAUCUCCAACAAUCUCAAGGGAGGCUUCGGAGAUAUCAGCUUCGACGAUUUCAGCUUCCCCAGCUUCCCGAAUUUCGAGUCGUUCAAGAUCAACUUUGACUCUGCGCCGGCGCGUCCAUCCUCCAGUGGAGGGUCCUCCGGCGGCGCGUCCUCCGGCGGCAGCUACAGCGCCCCGACGCCGGAGCCGAGCUACCAGCCGCCGCUGAAGGAGGCCCAGCUGCCGCCCACCUUCUCACCGGGAUACCAGGCCCCGGUGAGCAAACCGGCGACGGAGAGCCCGGCAAAGGGAGGGUACCAGCCGCCGGCGACUCAGGCGCCGAGCUACCAGCCGCCGGCGACUCAGGCACCGACCUACCAGGCUCCACAGAACUCCUACCAGCCGCCGGCGACUCAAGCACCGAGUUACCAACCGCCGACUACGCAGGCACCCACGUACCAGGCUCCGCAGAACUCUUACCAGCCACCCAGUAACCCAGCACCUCAGAAUAGCUACCAGCCGCCAGCCACACAAGCGCCUACAUACCAGGCUCCACAAAACAGCUACCAGCCGCCGACGACUCAAGCACCCACUUAUCAGGCCCCACAGAAUAGCUACCAGCCGCCCGCCAACCCCGCACCACAGAAUAGCUACCAAGCACCCAGUAAGCCAACAGCCCAGAAUAGCUACCAGCCGCCCACAACACAGGCGCCCACGUACCAGGCUCCUCAAAACAGCUACCAGUCGCCGGCGACUCAGGCACCGAGCUACCAGCCGCCGGCGACUCAGGCGCCGAGCUACCAGCCGCCGGCUACUCAGGCACCCAAAUAUCAGGCACCUCAGAAUAGCUACCAAGCACCCAGUAAGCCAGCACCCCAAAACAGCUACCAAACACCCAGUAAACCAGCACCUCAAAACAGCUACCAGCCGCCCAAAACACAGGCACCCACUUAUCAGGCCCCUCAGAACUCUUACCAACCGCCCACUAACCCGGCUCCACAGAAUAGCUAUCAAGCACCCAGUAAGCCAGCACCCCAGAAUAGUUAUCAGGCACCCAGCCAGCCAGCACCCCAGAAUAGUUACCAGGCACCCAGUAAGCCAGCACCCCAGAAUAGUUACCAAGCACCCAGUAAGCCAGCACCCCAGAAUAGUUACCAGCCGCCGGCGACACAAGCACCUACAUACCAGGCUCCUCAGAAUAGCUACCAACCACCCGCCAACCCGGCUCCCCAGAAUACCUACCAACCACCGGCGACACAGGCACCAACUUAUCAGGCUCCCCAGAAUAGCUACCAGCCGCCUAGUAGCCAGGCGCCUCAAAAUACCUACCAACCGCCUACCAACCCUGCUCCCCAGAACAGUUACCAGCCACCGACUAAUUCAGCACCCCAAAACACUUAUCAACCACCGAGUAGCCAGGCACCCCAGAACAGUUAUCAACCUCCUACCAACUCUGCCCCACAGAACAGUUACCAGGCACCGAGUAAGCCCGCACCUCAAAACACCUACCAGCCGCCAGCUUCCCAGGCCCCACAGAACAGUUACCAGCCACCGACUAACUCAGCGCCCCAGAACAGUUACCAGCCGCCGACUAACUCAGCGCCCCAGAACAGUUACCAGCCGCCGACUAACUCGGCGCCGCAAAAUACCUACCAACCGCCGGCGACACAGGCACCAACUUAUCAGGCUCCCCAGAACAGCUAUCAACCACCCAGCAGCGCCGCGCCACAAAAUAGCUACCAACCACCCCAGAACACCUACCAGCCACCGACCAACCAGGCACCCCAGAACAGUUACCAGGCACCCAGUAAACCUGCACCCCAGAAUAGUUACCAAGCACCCGGUAAACCAGCACCCCAGAAUAGUUACCAAGCACCCAGUAAACCAGCACCCCAGAAUAGUUACCAAGCACCCAGCCACUCGCCGGCAGUGAGCAGUUACCAGCCGCCCACCGCGAGGGCGCCCACCUACCAGCCACCUCAAAACAGCUACUCGUCACCCAGCAGCUCAGCAGCUCCUCAAGACAGCUACCAGCCGCCCAGCAGUUCAGCAGCUCCCCAGAACAGUUACCAGGCCCCCAGCAGUUCUGCAGCUCCCCAGAACAGUUACCAGCCGCCCAGCAGUUCUGCAGCUCCUCAAAACAGCUACUCGUCACCCAGCAGCUCGGCAGCUCCUCAAAACAGCUACCAGCCACCGAGCAGCUCGGCACCUUCCGGUGACAGUUACUCGUCUCCGAGCAGUCCUGCAACUCCCGAUGACAGCUACCUGUCGCCUCUGUCUGAGGAAAUCCCGCCGUCCGCCCUGUCUCACACAGUGAUCUCCGCUGCUAAUGUGCUCACUGAUGACGCGUGGCUGGCCAGGGCGUGAUUCUGAGCUGCAACGGGCACUUAUGAUCGGGAAGUGUGAGUGUGUGAGCCUCACAAACGCCGGGACGGCGAGUGACGCACGGGGAUGCCGACAGAGCUUCUCGAGCUUCUCAGUGGAUCAUUUCGGACCGGUGUUUAUUGCAUGGGUCGUUAUCUGAUGGGAUGUUAUUUGAUAAUAUCAAUGAUUAUCACAUAGGUUUACCUGGUAACACGUUAUGGGAUAAUAUCAGUGAUUAUCUCGUUGGAUGUUAAUUGAUCGGAUGUUUUAUGGGAAAUAUCGGUGGUAUUCCCAUGAGAGCUAACCUCUGGGCUGCUGAAACACGGUACGAUAAUUGCUCAGAAUCACGAAGUGUGCGAGUUACAUGUUACAUGAUAUUGUGAGUGCUUGUUUUUAUAAGAGUUUUUCUGGAGACAGAGCUGACGCAUGCACGUUAAUAUCUGCUGUUAAAUGUCGUGAAUGAUGUUGCGGUAUUUUACAUAUCGUAUCAAUGCAAAAGACGUCGUGUGAAUAUGCAAUAAACAUUAUAGCGUCAUGUU
Molecule: messenger RNA, 3854 nt
Organism: Amphibalanus amphitrite
Lineage: Eukaryota; Metazoa; Arthropoda; Thecostraca; Balanomorpha; Balanidae
Product: adhesive plaque matrix protein-like
Exons: 2
Coding region: 127-3318 (1063 amino acids)
Source: RefSeq, a predicted model, not a curated record